AUGGAUUUAGGCUCUAUUAAUAUAGGGGACAUACCUAUUCCACCAAUGACGGAAGACUCAAUCAGUUUACCAUUUUAUAUGCUGUCACUAAGCGAACAGGGUGAACUUCAAAGACAGGUAGAUAAAUUAUUAUAAGAUGGGUUAAUUGUUCCAUUCAAUUCUUCGUAUGCUAGUCCAGUAUUUUUGGUUAAUAAAGUAGACGGCACAAAAAGAUUAGUUAUAGAUUACAGGAAAUUAAAUAAACAGGAAAUUAUCUCAUAAAAAUUUUCCAAUUACGCACAUAUUUACAAUAUUUGAUUGUUUAGAGGGGGCAAAAUAUUUAACAUAAUGGAUAUGCAACGGAUUUUUUAAAUAUUUUGUUAGAGGAAACAGACAGACAUAAGUUUGCGUUUAUCACACGACAGGAAUUAUAUGAGCAGACACGAUUUUCUUAUUAUUAAAGUUUUAAAGAAUCAUACUAAGUCUAAGCCUAAUAAAUUGACUGAGCGUUAAAAGUUUAAAGAGCGAAGACAAAUUCUAACAGAAUCGAUAAUGGAUUAUAUAGCAGUAUUGAAGAAUGUUGCCAUCAACUGUGAGUUUUAAAGUAACCUAGAAGAGAUGUUACGCAAUCAGAUUGUAUGGGGAGUAAAAGAUAAUGCUAUUAAGAACAAAUUAUUAGCUAAAGCGAAUCUUACAUAUACAGAUAUAGUUGAAAUAGCUUCAUCAAUGGAAAUUGUUCAAAAAGAUUUAGUUGAGUUUUCACACGCUUCAUCAAAAGAACUAAACUUCAUCAAGAAUAAAGGACCAAGAAAAAAGGAUACACUUGGAAGAUUAGCUAAGAAGAUAAUUGAUGAUCAAAAACCAGAGGAAAGGAAGUGCAUUAGGCAGUCAAUAUCAUGCUGCAAAACAAUACUCGGGGACAGUCAGUAA
Messenger RNA from Cinara cedri, 909 nucleotides. The record is from the annotation of a GenBank genome assembly. Lineage: Eukaryota; Metazoa; Arthropoda; Insecta; Hemiptera; Aphididae.